UUGAACGUCCAACACAUGACUAUUUGCGGUUUUUAAAUCUGUUUUAUUUGGAAGUGUCUAUGUCAAGAAUAUGGCACAUCCUGCGUGUGGAAAAAAGCUUACAGAUCGUAUUAAUUUUGGAAUAGCACUCGAAGGAGUACCGGACAAUUUGGCACCAUUCGUUCAUGAUUCCACAAGAAAACGCCAAGGAAUCGAAGAAGCUUUAAAACAAGCUGAUGGAUCGAGUGAAACAGUUGUGAACACUCUGAGGGAAUAUGUUGUUAUGAACACCACAUUAAAAAGCAUACUACAGAAAGUCAAAAGUUUCUCUCGACUCAGAUUUAAGUGGUCUAACAUUAUGGAUGAUGAUGAAAAAACUGUAUCCAGUAAUGUAGAUGAAGAUAUGGCAUCCAUGAUGUUAGCAGCUGGAAUAUGGCACAUAGAGCAUGCUCAUCUUGUCAAUGGGAGCAUUACAAAUGAAGAUGAAGAUGAAGAGAAAAUGAAACAAAGCCUGAAUUCCCUAAAGACAGCAGCAAGUAUAUUUGAGACUGCAAAAUCCUGGGCAAGUCUGAUCCAAGGAAGCAAAGAUCUUACUGUUCCAAUACUGAGUGCAUUAUAUCUUCAGUCACUUGCUGAGGGACAGACUGUCACCAUCAGAAGAGCUGUCAGUAAAGACCACAAGGCUUCCCUCAUCAGUGAACUCUGUCAUGAUGUAUCACAGAAGUAUACUGCUGCAGCUGGAGAAGUUGAUGCUUCACAUCAUGAGGGACAAAAAUGGUCGACAUACUUAAGGUUUCAAGGUGAGACAUACAUGGCAUUGGCAAGAUGUUACCAGGGUGUUCAUCUGUUGGAGACUGAAGAAAAGUGUGGCGACUCUAUUGUGGUGUUAGGUGAGGGAUUCAAACACUUAAGUCAAGCCACUCAUCUUUCUAAAGAAUAUGAUAAAAUUAAACCAAAGACCAAACUUCACUUGGCUGAAUCUGCACAAUUUGAAAAGGUAAAAAAGGUGUUAAAUGAAAACAAAGCAAAGAGUGAUAGAGAAAAUAACUUGAUAUAUCACCAGAAAUUGCCUGAGGAAUGCCCACCUCCCUUGGAUCCUAAAUGCGUGGUCCACGUGACUGCUCUUGAACUACCAUCUGGAGAGGAUCACACUCUAACCGUCUUGGAGACCUCAGACGUAGCUCAAUCCGAAGGAGAGGUGGAGGCGGGCGCGCUGGAUGCAGGUACAAGCUGACAACAUCGAUUAGCAUCGUUAAACUGAUCGCGUUUUUCACUCCUUAGGUAGAAAUUUUAUGUAUUGUAUUAAAUCGCUGAUUUCGUGGUUGAGCGUCUUUUUUUAAUCUAAGUUAAAGUGAUUAUUUUAGAUUAAGAGACGCAGUUUAGAAUCCACAAGGACGCAAUCCCCUCUUCCCAUUCCCAAACGAACGAAAGAGGGUUUUUUUCGGUUUUCUCCAAAAGACGGAGAAAGAGAAUCCUUGGGAACGAAGCUACCAGAAAACGAGUUCCAUCCACUCCACCUGUAGACCAGUUUGCAAGCCUUCGAUAUUCCUGGUCAGGGGUAUUUUAUAAUAUGGAACAGGCUCGGAGCAAGGUCAGCUCAUGCAGGGAGAUGUGGAUUUUCGUCAGAGUCAAUUUUUAUCUCAAAAACUCGUGAAAGAAAGAAUGAAUCAGAGAAAAAUGGACUGAGUUUAUUGCGUCUUCCUAAAGUGCGAACUUUCAAUCUUUGUUUUUAGAAUUUGAGUUUCAUCGCAACGUAUUCGGUUUACUUUAUAAAAAGUUCGCUGUGAUCUGCGUUCAUAUUUACUUUUAUUAGAACAUUAUUUCAAGAAUAAAGACGGACUUAAAAUCCGGUUAAGAAACCACCGGGAAAAAGGGUAAAAAUAGUGAAAUUAAUUCCUUAUAUUGAGUUUGUAAAGAAAAAAAAAUCGCGAGCUGUUAAUCAGUCGAUGUAAUUUUUUUUUCAUCGAAUAAUAUAGGCAAUACUUCAAUGUCGUUGCACGUGGGUUCGAUGAACAAAACGUUAAAAACAAUCCUGAAAGGAUUCUAUUAAAAACGCCGGUUUUAACUGUUUCGAAGAGUUGAGACACCUUUAGUUCACCAGCUUUCAAGUACUCAAGUACCAAACAGUGCAACCUUUUUAACAGUAGAUUAGCGUCUCCUAUGUAAUACGUCACUUCUGUCUGACCGACUGAUGAACCUGGCUUUGCGAACUCGGUAAUAAUCGUAGUGGACUAUGAAAAGAGAGGCUUGUACCCUACACCUUAACGAAUAAACUUCUCUCUGGGGUGUGAACCCAUCUUUCAAUCCACUGGCGUUUAAAUCCUUGUCUUGAUCGUAAGGAAGGAAAUCCAUUCACAAUGAUGUUUUUGAAUACUUUUUAAUUCGUAAGUCGUCGACAGUCUUGAGAAUUCAGUUUAAUUUAGCGGAAACAGAAAAUUACUUUUUAGGUUAAGUACAAGUUUUAAGCUGUAAGAACAGCACUUUACGUGAUUAUGGAAGUAAAAGCUUUAGAGUUUAUUUACAAGAAGUAGGAGGAUAUGUAAAUACGUGAAGAAAUGGUCAGUCAUUAGCAUACGAAUCAACAGGUGGAUUUUCCUUUGUCGAAUUCAUACAUAAGAAUAGUUAUUUUAAUUUUCCGUCUGUUUGCUUUUAAGAAGGAGUGGACAAAUAGCGAUUAAUUUCCUUUUUAUCCUGGAUGUCCAUUUCGUACAAGUUUGACUCUGUAAUGUUGAAAUAUCAGGGUAAUAUUUCAAUAAACAUCGUUUUUUAUGUUGAUGUUAA
This is a messenger RNA of Pocillopora damicornis (cauliflower coral), 2760 nucleotides long. RefSeq names its product BRO1 domain-containing protein BROX. NCBI's taxonomy places the organism in Eukaryota, Metazoa, Cnidaria, Anthozoa, Scleractinia, Pocilloporidae. The record is from RefSeq and is a predicted model, not a curated record.